AGGUCCAAGACCUGAAAAGCAAGCUGAAGCAGGACAGAAAGAAGUUGGUGAGAAUAUUGUGAAUGGGUCGGUGCCAAAAGUACUUCCAAUUGGUUAGUAAAAUUUAUUGUGAAAAUGUGCAUUUACGUAUCCAGAUAUUCCAGAGUCUAGGAGCAAUUAGUCUAUAAUAGUUGUUUUCACCCACCAAAUAGUGUUGACCAUAAAUUUCAGUUUCUUUACUAAAUAUUCAAUACUCAAUAGUACUCAAAACUUUCUAUGACAACUGUGGCGGGGUGAAGGUGUACCCCCUGAAACUCCCACUGAUAAGGUUAGGUCUAUCCCUGGAAGAUGAUAGCUGCACGAUCAAAAUGUUUCUGGUCAUCAACUGAUUUUCUGAUAUUUUUAUUUACAGACGAACCAACGACAACCAGUAAAGACAGCCCAAAAUCACUUGAAAACUUAAAACCUGUAUCAAAUGAUAUCCCAAAACCUAGUGAGACCACCCCUACCCCAGCAUCACCCCCACCUCCUUCCCCACUUCCACCUCCUUCUCCACUCCUCUCUCCUACUGGCUCUACUGCAAGCUCAUUGCAAGACUCACAGACAUCGAACAAAAGCCGAGCUGGGAGUUCGACAAACGAGAAACACCCAAGAAUGCGAACAACUUCUGGUUCUGGCUCUGAAGUCAUUAAGAAGUCUUUAAAAGAUCUUGAGAGGUCAUCUGUGUCGAUAUCAAGAUACCAGGCAAAGCUUGAUGAGGUUUGUUUUGGCCAAGGAUUGUUUGAAUACUAAAGCUUGCAUACAAUACUCUUGCCUGAUUAAAUUCUAUAGAAAAAGAAAGGUUCUUUAACCCAUUGAGUGGCAGCACUCUUCACUUGACGAGUAAAACUGUCUGGCAUUAGACAGAGUAAAAUACUAAAGUAGGGUGCAUCAGGAUGCAUUGCCACUUAAAGGGUUAAUGAGGGUAACAUUGUUUACUGGUGACCCGGUAGUUUACGUAUAAAUUGCCCUGAGUAUGAAAGUACAAUUUCUGUGUUCAUGGUAGAUGACAAACAGAAUGCAGUGUUCUGACCCUCGGGUGGUGUCAGCAGACACUUUCUGUUACCAUCCUGAAUCUAAAUAUCUUGAAGUGGUUUGGAUAUAUGGCCCUGUUUUCAUUAGACCAGGACGAAGUCAAACCGGAAUGAUAAAUGAAAUUGUCAACAUGUUUACAUGAGACUGGUACGAAAAUCACAAAAUUUUCAAUUUAUUCCCCUUGCCAGGCAAUUUUGUUUUUUAGAUGGCUUUUGUUAGCAUGUGUUGUUCCAAUGUCAAGGUUACAGCCGAGACCGGUCUGAAAUGUAUUUGUGUUUACAUUCAUCCCAGUCUGAAUUCAUGCCGGUCUGAGUGAAGUCAGUCGGCUCAGUCCAGCAAGCGGAAUGACUUGAGACUGGUCUGAGUUAUUUUUGUCCCGGUCUCAUGUUAACGUCUAUUAUAAAUAAUACUAUGGCCGAAACGAAAUGGUCCCGGUUUGACUUUGUUCCUGUCUCAUUUAAACGGGGCCUAACUGCCUUUUAUUUCAUUUUCAGCAAGCAGAUUUAUCCACCAAAACGUUGACGAAAAGUUUCCAAGCAAUUAGAGAAGCGUGAGUAAUCUAUGCAUGGUCUUAUCAUUAACAUCAAAUUGUAUACACUCAAAGCAAUAUGUAUAAUAAUCAAGAUAUCUUAUUUAUAGUUUGAAUGAAAGAGAACAAUAUUUACAAGCGCAUCAGCAGUCUGUUAUAGAAGAAGCAAGUAUGUACACUGUUUUUUGAAAAGAACCAAUCACCUUGUACAUACGUCAAAAUGCACAAGUUGUAACAAACCUGCAGCAGACUUGUAGCAAUGCUGUUCCAACAACUUGUCAACAGGAUGUGUUUCCACUGCUUGUUCCCAGCUUGUUGACAAGUUGUUAACGGCUUGUUGACAACUUGCUACAACGUUGUUGAGCUCAACAGACUUGUUACAAGUUGUUCCAACAACUUGUUAUCGUCCUGCAAGUCAACAAUUUGUCAACAUGUUGUGAUUGACAACCUUGUAGAAACAUGCUGAAAUAACAACAUUGUUACAACUUGUCGACAAGCUUGCUACGAGCCUGUUGCGAACACAUCUUGUUGACAAGUUGUAAGAUUUUUACGUGUAUUCGUGGCUACACGUUCUCAUCGUUUAAUUGCGUUGAAGGAAGCGAAUGAAAUUCGCAUUGUACAUUCGUACAUAAUCUAGGUUACAAUACCGUGUUUUAUUUUUCUUGGUAGAAAAAUUGUUGGAAGAAAGGCAAGAAAAUGCGGCGGGAUUGAAGUUUAAAUGUAAUCGAGUUGGAAGUAUGACUGACGAAGAAACGUCCGAAUUAAGAAAUGAAAUAAAGGUAUGGCGAUUUCAUAAUCCGCUUCUUAUCACCUGCUAGAAAUAGUUCUUUUUUACUUGAGCUUUUUCUUUCCCUUCUCCCAGUAGGAGAUCGGGCCUUGUUAAUUGUUUUUUCUUGAGUAACAACAAUUGUCCAACUUGUUUGUUUUCAGCAUUUCGUAGGGGAAAGAAGGAUAGAUGAAGAUCUAGGCAAGACGAUCAGUUUUGUACGAGAUCAAGAAAAAAUCAUAGAGGUACUGUAACCUUCUUGUAGAUAUUUUUAUUUUUUUCUUUGCACAAAAGUUACUAAGGAAACGAACUAAAAGUUGAAGUUUGUUAUAUUUUGCAGGCUGUAAAGAAUUUUGGCGAAGGUAUUGUACCUAAAAAUGUAUAAACGUUUUGUAGUUUGUUCCACAAUAACGCAUAUGUGUCUCUCUGUGACCGAAGUUCCUGUUGUACAUAAUUGUUUGAUUAUAAUUUCUCGAUAAUUUCUCAGUUUGACUCUACCAAACACUACAGGUUUUCUUUGGGCUGUACAGUUUCCUCCCGAAGAAACACUAGAGCAAUAAGGGAUUACCUUUACUGGACCGAUCUAGGGAGAGCAGUUUAGGACUGAUAGAGGAAUCAAGUGUAAAUGAAGUUAAGUCCAUGCAGGUCUAACGAGGGUGAGAAUUUAUGAGAGUUGGCAAGCGAGAGUUUGCAUGAGAGUUUUCUCAACUCUCGUGCCCUAGUCAAAUGUGAACAAGAGUUGCAUGCAAGAGUUGAUGAGAGUUGAGAAGCGAGAGUUUGCAUGAGAGUUUUCUCAACUCUCGGUCAAACAUGAACAAGAGUUGCGUGAAAGUCGAUGAGGUUGAGAAGCGAGAGUUUGCAUGAGAGUUUUCUCAACUCUCGGACCUCGGUCAAACAUGGACAAGAGUUGCGUGAGAGUCGACGAGGUUGAGAAGCGAGAGUUUGCAUGAGAGUUCUCAACUCUCGUGCCCUGGUCAAACGUGAACAAGAGUUGCGUGAGAGUCGAUGAGGUUGAGAAGCGAGAGUUUGCAUGAGAGUUUUCUCAACUCUUGGACCUCGGUCAAACGUGUACAAGAGUUGCACGAGAGUUGACUGAGCAGCCAAAAUUCUCAUCAACUCUCUUUAAAAUGUAGUCUGGAUCAGUGGGUUUUCUGUUUCACUGAAGCUGUAUCCUACUCUCAGACGGUGCUGGCCAAGCUUGGAAACCUCGUCGCCUCCUAAAACUCUGACAUCAGAAAACCUCUGAACCCAGGGUAAUUGAAAUGUGAACCUUCACACGAGAUUGCAUGAGAGUUGAUGAGAAUUCCAACUCCUAUCAAGUCUCACCCUUGGGCUUUAGUUUAUUAUAGUUUAUAUCAACUCAAAAUCAUCUCAAGUUUUCUUCAUUUGUUCCUAGUUCCUCCAAUUAAACACCAUUAUACACCAUACAAGCGAAAACACCCAGAACCCUCGAAACCAAUCUCCCAUAAACCUCCGCCAGUGAAGACAACCACUGCAUCGAGCAAUGUCUCGACAACCACAUCUACCACUUCUACUUCAAGUGAAACGAAAAGUACUCAUUCAAAGAACGAUAAACGACCAGUGUUGUCGCCGUCACGGCUUAAAGAUCAAGCGGAGAUGCAUGCAAAGCUAAAACAAGCUGUCAAAGAACAACAGGUAAAAGCGUAGCACAAGUAAUUUGUUUAUUUUUGCUUGUACAAGCUCAGAAAAUAUUUUUCUGGCAGUUGUAUCUAGCAAUCUGCAGCUGUCUUCAACAUUUAAACUACAGUUAAUCACCAUGAAGCAAUAUAAUUCAAUGCCAAAAUCCGUGUCAAGAAAAUAAUUAUUUUUUAAUAUAUAAAUAUUCUAGGAGCAACCAUAAGUUAUUAUAAGUCGACCGUUGUAUACACUACAGUACUGUACAACAGUGCACAAUGACCUUUCUGUGUCUUGUUUAAUGUUUCGUUUAACUUUAACGUUUCGGCUACCUAUACGGCAGCCAUUAUCAAAGACGUAUUGCAGUUACGAAAGUCCCCGAACUGUGGAAUCGCAUCAAAAAUUCGUAUAUCGACCACUCCCACAAACGUCUACGACCGCGCCUACAUAUUUUUGCAUGUUUACAAUUCUAAUUUUAAACAGCCAAUCGACGUUUAAUUGUAAUUGUUACCAAGAACCUGAUUGGCUGUUCAAAAUUAGAAUUGUAAACAUGCAAAACUAUGUAGUCGAAUGUAGGCGCGGUCGUAGACGUUUGUGGGAGUGGUCGAUAUACGAAUUUUUGAUGCGAUUCCACAGUUCGGUGACUUUCGUAAUAGACAGUUUAUUAUAAAUAUAUAAGUAAUAUUUUUAUUUUAUAUGUGUUAACAGUUGAAGUUGACCAACAUUCUUUACUCCGUGGUACAACACUUAAACCCAACAAAACCCAACGGCAACGAUGAUUUUUUUAAAUAUUUUCCACUCUCUACUGUUCUAGGUUUCGCCCGUUUCUAAGGAAGGUAGCAAACCGUCUGACCGCACUGGUAAGUAAAAAAAUGAAAAAUUAUGUUUUCUAGGAUGUAAUGGGUGAUUCCAUCUAUAGACUAAAUUUUGAUCUAGCAAGAAGAACGAAAAUCCAUUCCCAUAGCUGGAAAGAGUAUCUUAAAAUGAGUACAAUUGCAAAGUUUGGUUGCGAAUUGUUAUAAAAUGAGGAAAAUAUAGCCCUGUGAAGUUCGCAAAUUUUGUAUAUAUCUGCAUUACGCGCGGCAAAAAUAACCGUUUUUGAGCCGAAAGUGGGUAAUCGUUCCAUGUUUCGCGCACCAAUAUAGUAAACGUUACGUAAUGGAUAUUAUAGUGUAUUGAAAAGUUAACUGGAUACCUCCAUACACGUAUAUACACACCCUAACCCUAUCCCUAACCUUAAACCUAACCCUAAUACCUAACCCCUAACCCUAACUUAUAUUGGUGCGCGAAACAUGGAACGAUAACCGGAAAGGGGUUAUUUCUCCCGCGCGUAAUACAAAUAUAUACAAAAUUUGCGAAUUUCACAGGGCUAUAUUUUCUUCAUUUUAUAACAUUUAGCAACCAAUCUUUGCAGUUUUACUCAUUCUAUGACGCUCUUUCUAGCUGUGGUGUUGGAUUUCAUUCUUCUUGCCUUGAUCAAAAUUUAGUCUAUACCUGCAAUCACAAAUUGAAUGUCUGAAGGGAGUGAAGGCAAUGCUGCAUUCUUCAACAAAAUGUGAUAAAGGUUCUUUGUUUCUCAGCUAGUGAAAAGCCGAAACCAAGAGAUUUUGGACCAAAAUCUAAUCGGAAUAAUAAUGGCAGGGAACAACAGGGUAACUCGCGUCGACAGCCUCAGCGUCAACGACAAACAAGUUCAUCGCAAAAUUCCACGAAAUCGUUUGGUAAUCGUAACGAGAAAAAAUUAACCAAUGACCAGAAUUCUAAGACUCCAGUCAAGGCGGAUGGUGCGAAGGCUCAGGAUGGUAGUCCAGCGGAUGGCGCAUCGCAGGCACAAGGUGGUAGCCCAGCGGAUAAACGUACGCAAGCGCAAGAUGGCAGUUCAGCGGAUAACGGCAAACGGGCUCAGCAAGAUAAGACGGCGGGAAGUAAUCACGUGACUCCUAAUCAUGGAAACCGCACGACAAAACGACGGUAUAUUCGCAAGACCCCGCCAGGUGAGGGAGGCUCUGCAUUUCGAACUGGGACCGUGGACACUUCAAAUAAUCCCAGCUCGACCAAGGAGAAUGGUGAUGAAGCGAAAAGUUCUGAUUUACCAAAUGGACAAUUAGAAAGUCAGAUGACAAAUGGAACAAACGGUUUUGUGCCUUUACCUCAAAGGAACCGCAGGCAGCGAAAGGUUUAUUACAAAAAGGAUCCAGGUAGUAAAAUAGAAUUCCCUCCAGCUAGGGAGAAUGACUCUGUUUCUGCGUGAGCUUCUACGUCAAUAGUCCACCCUCAGUACGCCCGGUCACCAUCAGAGCAUGCAUGGGAUAAUAACCCUCAUUUCAAUUCUCCCAUGCCUAUAGAUCAAAGAAAAUAAUAGAGAAGUUAAGAUACGAUGGUUCUGAACUUCUGAUUUACGGGUAGCGUCAUUCUCUUUUGUAAUUGUCACUGAUGUUUACAUAUUUGAUCGCACUUUUUCAUCGAGUCGACUAUGGUCUAUUGUUACGAGUAAACACACAUCAAUCAAAAUGGUAAAAAAUGACCGUACUUGUAAGUUGGAACCGGGGGUAUCAUAUACCGCUCUUUUAUACCGCUCUAUAAUACGACCAUUUGCUUCCCAGGGUAGCUUGUGUAGUUACAAUAUAACAAAGAUGGUUGUCAAGUUAUUUUGUCUCGAUUGAUGAUGGUCCGGGCUUACUGAUCGAAAGCUUAACUUAAGUAAAGGUGCUGUUGGCUGAAACCUAGUUUCGAUAAGCACUAUCGUACACAGCAGAUGGUGCUCAACCUGCAGGGUUAUCAGAGUGAGAAAAUGAUCUUUCCAUUAUAUAUAGUAGUGUUCAAGCAUAGUCUGUCAAGAUUAUAGACAUAAGUUCUUUGAAUGUUUGCAUGGCGAUAAAAUAUAAUUGUUUUUGUUUGUGGAAACACCACGUAAAUUUAUUACUGCAAAGCUUUCGAUCCGUAAGCCCGGAUCUUCGUCAGUGCUAAUAAUAUGUUAUCAUAUUAUUAGCACUGAUGAAGAUCCGGGCUUACGGAUCGAAAGCUUUGCAGUAAUAAAUUUACGUGGUGUUUCCACAAACAAAAACAAUUAUUAUAGACAUAAUCUGUCCGGUGAACCGUUCAAAGUUACAAAUAGAAGACCUUUCCCAGCGGGCAAAACGGCGUCUAUUCAACGUUGAAUCAACGUUGGAAAUGAUCAUCCAGACGUUGGAUAGACGUUGAAAAAGGAUUGAAAAUGCAAAUUGGAUUGACGUUACUGUUUCGACGUUGAAACAACGUUGAGAUUAGGUUGCCAAUCUCGUCAACCAUAAUUCAACGUUGAAUCCACGUUGAAACAACGUUGAGAAUACUUCACAAGUUGACGUCGUAUAACCAAUCAUCAACAAACGUUGAUUCGUCUAUUUACUCAUGAAUUAUUUUUAAAUGAGUUUGAGAUAUGUAGUAAAAUUAACAUUAUUUUCUCACUCACGUAAUUGCUGGUUGACCAUUAUUGCUGCACGAUAAUGCUCAAUGAAACCUUUAUAGACUCAGUACCUGAUAAAUAAGUGUCGUUGCGUUAGCAGUAGGAGAGUAUUUAGCCUCUCGUGUGACUAACCGUAUCUCUGGGAAUAUUAAAUUUAAGAAACCGGAGAUAAGAAUUGAAUGAUGAAUGAAUUGAAAUAAUAUAUCGUACUUUUUUUUGCAACAAAGUAACACUAAUAAUAUAUACGUGCGAAAUUUAAUGCAAUUUUCCCAAUUAAAGCAAGAAUGCUGUUUCAUGCUCGUCUGUAAUAAUUAGUUGAACACAGACUCAUUUCUGUAAUCGUGGGUUGAGCACAAUAUGCAAAAAAAUUUCAGACCUGAGUCACAUGUAGUUCUGAUAUUCAAUAGUGACGUCAUAACGUUGAUAUGACGUUAUAACAUUAAUAUGACGUCAUAACAUUGAUAUGACAUCAUAACAUUGAUAUGACGUCAUAACAUUGAUAUGACGUCAUAACAUUGAUAUGACGUCAUAACAUUGAUAUGACGUCAUAACAUUGAUAUGACAUAACAUUGAUAUGAAAAAUAAUAUUGAAGGUUAUGACAUCAUGGCAAUGACAACUGCUGAACAGUUGAGGAAUUACAUAGAAACACAAAUGGCUUCCUACAACUGGCCGCUGUUUAAUCUUUUAAAUAAUAAAACAAUUAUCGAAUUCAGUUUUUGCAUGAUAUAAUUAAGAAUUAUAAACGCAUCAGUUUGUGUUAUCCACCUUAGCCUAUAAUUUUUUGUAUCGUGUGAAAACCAAAUUAAUUAUUGGUUCACAUUUAUAAAACUAGAAAAGCAUACAUAAAAAAAUUGGACAUUUAAUUAAUACAAAAUAUCUUAAAUUUUAUGUACAUCAACACUCUAUUUAUUCAUAUUUGUUUUUUAGUCAUGUUGCUAAAUAGUGCUCUAUAAAACUUGAUUGCUAUCUCUUUUCAACCCAAUCAAAAAUUUAAUAGUUUUUGAAACUAAAAGCUAAUUUACACAUUCAAGAUACUUGUAUAAAUAAAAGUUUUUAAUCCACAAGAGAAUCCCAGUCGUCAUUCUACAAAAUUAACUUUAUGUUACGAGUCCGGUUUACUCAUUUUUUUAAUGUCUUCUAGCAUGUAUUUUGGUAAAAACAGUUUGUCCACAUCUUGGUCAUUAACAUGUUUCUUUACUUUUUUCUUGCAAAGUUCUUCUAGUUUUUCAGCUGUAGGUGGAACAAAGAAUAUCUCAAUGCCAUGGAACUAUCCAAAGUUAGUAGAAAUUGUAUGAACUAAACUAAAUUAAUCUGUACUGGAUAACUAUGAUCAGUUCUACACUGUUCUUCCUGGAAGUGUAUCACAUGCCAUCUCAUACUGGUCCAGUCUUACUACAGUGUAAACUAAUUGUAUUUUUAUUGGAUAUCUAUAAGUUCAAAACUAUCUAGAGGACUUCUUAGAGUUUCAUUGUACGUGUCUUUCCUUAUCAGUGGGGUUACAUGUUGAUUCCAAGGCAGAAUAAACUCUUUCUCAGGAAUAAUUGUUUUAUUAUACUUUAUUUAUCAAAACGUUUGUAAAAUGUUAAUGGUAUGCACUUCUUUCGAUGCAUUUACCUUGAAAUAGCUCCUUGGAAACAACUUUAGUUCUGCCAUAAAUAUCAAAUAUACAAUAGAUUGGUUUCUUUGUGGGAAUGUCAGAAGCUGCUGCACCCAUGCACAUACCGUCGGCAUAAAAAACUAGGUGACCAUUUUGGGUAACCUGAAUACCGACCCUGCUGUCUACUUUUAGACUAUGUAAAUUAAGAUUGUAAUCUUUCUCGUUUAAACCAUGAUGUAGUCUGCUUCCAGACAGAAUCCAAAAAUCUUGACAGUCGUCACUAAACAGAUCCGUUGCUGCCCUCACGAUGUUUAUUGAUGAUUGAUCUGGGCUGCAUGUCGUUAUACCCAGUCUCUGAAAUUGAAAUAUUUUAAUGA
Paramuricea clavata is the source of this 9400-nucleotide messenger RNA. NCBI's taxonomy places the organism in Eukaryota, Metazoa, Cnidaria, Anthozoa, Malacalcyonacea, Plexauridae. The record is from the annotation of a GenBank genome assembly.